AUGUCCAUCACUCAUGAAGAAGCGGCAAGAGUUCGAAAGUAUCUUUGGAGCUACGAGCAGGUCCCUACUGUCAAAAUUGCGGUAUUGGGCUCAGACGGCGUAGGGAAGCGCAGCAUACUCCAGCGGGGCGAUGUCUGUGAUAUGUCAGAGGCAGAGCUGCUCGAAUAUGUCCGGCCAAAUGAAGCAUGCUUUCUGGUAUACGACGUGACUCGUCGCGAGUCGUUCGAUCUACUAGACAAGUUACGGCAAGUCUACGUCAAAAGAAGACGAAUACCAAGACGUCAAGCUCGAAGCAAUACCGUUUUUGUGAUAGCGAAUCGCAUCGACCGAUGGCGAGGUGACUGGACAGUCUCAAUGCAUGAAGCCGACGCAUUUGCCCAGAGCUUCGGAGCACUUUUCUUGCAGAUGUCUGCUUUGACUGGAAAAGGUACAGGCGAUGAAGUUGUGGUAGAUAUGCUGGGACAUAUCUUGCUGAAUCGUAUACUGGAUGAGGCUGGACCUCGAUGGCUCACAGCGCCAGUAGUGAUUGAGCAAGAGGAUCGCAGGUCCAUGUAG
Pseudocercospora fijiensis CIRAD86 is the source of this 555-nucleotide messenger RNA. RefSeq lists its product as uncharacterized. The coding region runs from base 1 to 555 and encodes 184 amino acids. Lineage: Eukaryota; Fungi; Ascomycota; Dothideomycetes; Mycosphaerellales; Mycosphaerellaceae. The transcript has 2 exons. Gene Ontology annotation, molecular function: GTP binding; GTPase activity. The record is from RefSeq and is a predicted model, not a curated record.